This is a messenger RNA of Candida dubliniensis CD36, 654 nucleotides long. It is a transcript of the gene SFT2, whose product is annotated as Sft2p. Lineage: Eukaryota; Fungi; Ascomycota; Pichiomycetes; Serinales; Debaryomycetaceae. The transcript has a single exon. Gene Ontology annotation, cellular component: membrane. The record is from RefSeq and is a predicted model, not a curated record. The coding region runs from base 1 to 654 and encodes 217 amino acids. Gene Ontology annotation, biological process: vesicle-mediated transport.
AUGUCUACUGAGUCUGAAAAUGUGUUCAGGCAACUGUUCAGAAACUGGAAUGACCGUUCAAAUAGAAAUACUGCAUCAUCUACCUCAAACAGGCCUGUCCUAUCUGAAUGGACAGAUUAUUUUAAGACUGGGGCAAAUGAUUUAUACAAUAGAUUACCUUCAUCAGUUCAAGAUAUAGGUGCCUCAAACAACAACGUACAGGAACCGUCAUGGUACAAUUUAUCAAGACUAGAAAGAUUGAUUGGUUUUGGGUGUUGUCUUGGGGCAUCUGUGUUAUGUUUUGUGUUGUGUUUCUUCAUGUUGCCAGUUUUGGCAUUAAGACCUAGAAAAUUCGGUUUGUUAUGGACCGGAGGGUCUGUGCUUUUUGUCGUAUCAUUUGGCGUUUUACAAGGUCCAUAUAGCUACGUUCGACAUUUACUUUCUAGAGAUCGGAUAUUGUUUACAGGAGUAUUCUUUUCAUCUGUGUUUUUGACAAUUUACUCAGCCUGUAUUUUAAAAAGCAGUGUUUUAACCAUUUUCACUAGUAUAAUUGAGAUAUUGGCCGUUUUAUAUUACACAUUGAGCUAUUUCCCCUUUGGGGCAACAACAUUGACAUUUUUCACUAGUUACGUAGUUGGGUAUAUCGGGGGAUUGAUUGGAGGGGUAAUAUUCUAA